Molecule: messenger RNA, 20797 nt
Organism: Paramuricea clavata
Lineage: Eukaryota; Metazoa; Cnidaria; Anthozoa; Malacalcyonacea; Plexauridae
Source: the annotation of a GenBank genome assembly
CUCAGUGAAAACCUGUUGUUUUGGUUGAGUCAGACUCAGUCAUGAGUGAUCAGGUAAACAUAUUGCCGACUCAGAAUGAGAAUUAAGAUCUUAUCUCCGACAUCUGGACUGUCUAUAUCAAAUUUUGUACUUUACUUGAAAACCUCUAUCUAUAUUCUGGUCGAUUUACAUGAACUAUCUAGAGUAGUUUAGCAGUAAAAAUAGUCAUGCAGACUGUUCAAUAUUAUGGAGAAUUAUGAAACGUUGAAAAUAUCAUGCAGGAAGAUUACCAGUUUAGGCAUGAAAUUACGCAGUAGAGUUUCUUUCCUAAAAUUAAUUUUAAUAUUAUUUUGAAAACUUCCUAAUAUCUUCCCACUAUAAUACAGGUUUAUCAUCUUGUCUUUGUGACGUACAAUCACUAGACGUCAACCGACGAUUCUUAUAUGCAUGGUAUAAAGUUUGGCCAACUUUUUCUAAAAUUUUGAUAUUCUUUGGAAAUAUUUAUGCCAUAAAUAGUGGCAAGCUAGACGUAGCAACAGGUCAUGCCAUGCAAACGAUUUGCAUUAUUCAAACCUUUCGAAAUGUAUUAAUUGUCUCUAACCUACGUAUACUGCAGAGCAUACUGUGCUAUAUAUAUACUGUGCUAUUAGCAUAUAGUAUAUGACCUGCAGUUGCCAUGGCUAGCUUCGCCAUUGCCAUAACGAAGUCGGAUUGGAACUUGAUAUAGAUGUACGUAAAGAAUUUAAGCGGUAGUAGCGCUACCAUUUAUGAAAGUUGCCUAUGUUGAUUUCUUCCAAAAAUUACAGUUGCCAUAGAGUAUUUUAAUUGAACCACAAAACAAUAUAGACACUUCGUAAAUUGUUAAUGUUUUGUUUCUCUACGUUUCGACUAUAUAUAUAUUUUCCUGAAGAUGACUUAAAUAUAUAGUCGAGAAACCGGUUAACAAUUUACGGAGAGUCUAUUGGUUUUUGUUUAAUUUAUUUCUAUCUUUCUAUCAGACUUCAUGUACAAGAGUACUCGUGUUGCUGGCAGGGAGGAACAGCUUAAUGUCACUCAUCUCACAUUUCUAAUAAUUAUCACGAUUUAAUGUUUCUUAUCUUCGUAAACUUCACGUACACAAGAGUGAUGAGCGUACAUUACAACACAUUGACCUUCCUAUAUCUAGGAAUUAUCGUAAUCAAGUAAAUUCCCUAAGCCAAGGCUACAGGCAAAAGUAUAUUAAUCAUGUUUUGUUUUUGCCAUGCAGUUACAAAUAUUUGAUGUAUGAUUAUUAUAUUCAUACUAUAUUGUGACAGCAAGAAUAUUUCGCAAUUUAAGAAUAUUUUGUUUAUAUUUGAAAUUUGUUGAAAAACAUGCAUUCAAGUGUUUAUCAGUUGACUUAUGUCACGAUAUUAUAUUGGUAGGAUUUUUAGAUUGAAAAUAUGGCAUGUUAUCGACGUUGCGGCCCUGAAGCAAAGGAUCUCAAACAUUAACACAUAUACUGGGGUAAAUAUGAUAAGGUGGGCAGUAGAAUAUUCAUCGUAACUGCAGGCAUGAGGAUUGAGGAGGGAUUGGGUGAAAAAAUUGCCUGGGGUAUAAACAUGAGCCAGGAUAAAUAUAUUGAGAGUCUUUAUAGAUGAGCCAGGAUGUACGUUGAGAGUCUUAAAAAAACCUGAGGGAAUAAUGCAGCAAGACAAGUUUUGUUACAAGAGGAAUAAUACUUUUCUAAUUGGCUCUUUUAUUAAAAGUUGAAGGAGGCAUAUCACAGUAUCACACUCCUUCCACAAUUUCAGUGAGAGAUUGUCACUAUGCUAGUGCAGUUGACAUUGCCACUGAAGGAAAUCCUGUGGUUUUAUCCAUAAUUCACAUCUUGGCUAUAUUAAUUCUACCCGGGCCAAUUUUAAGUACAAUCACUGCACCAUCUCCAGUCUACAUAAAUGCCCCGGGCAACCUUAUUACUAAAAUAUUCCCCUGUUGUAAUUUUAUGAUAUUCAAUCAGUAAAAUAACGUAUAACACUGAACAACCCGUAUUCCUAAGUUUAUCUGUGAACUGGUCGUAGCUUUACCGCAGGCGCAGGGUGUGGCUCGAAAUACGAGACUGAUGUGAAUUUUAUCACAUAAGCAGACACACUCACACCUAAAAUACGUCAACCACCCACACCCUUGACAUAUCUUUGCAAGCCUCGUGUAAUUUAAAUUAAUUUUUUUCCUGUUUCAUUAUGUGCUAGUUUCCAUGCCAUUCCACUGUAUGUAUCACAAUUAAAACAGUGAACGACAGAAUAUGUUCAACGGUCUUGUGUCCAGCUACAAUCACAGUCUAUUAUUUUGUACAUUAUACAUAAAAUAAAACUUUUAUUCAAUAUUAAGCAAAAAAAGGUGCAGCAGUUGAAGCUAAAACUCACUACUAACUUUAAUUGGCGUUGAUAUUUUGAAUUUUGAGUAGACUCUUUCAACUUUGAAGUUUGGUUUAAGUGUCAACAAAACACCACCCAAAUACAAAACAAAGACAAUUAAUUAGCCUUUCUCCUCGGAAGAGACACUGCGAAAACACAUGAGAGUGGCAAUUCUUGUCCCCUUUGAGUUCGCUCAGUGAAGCUAUAACCACUAUAGGGAGGAGAAAGGAGGUGUGAAGAUAAUUUUUUGGAGGCCUUUUCUCCACUCCUCAAUUUGCUUAUCUCUUAUUUCUAAUUAUGAUAUGUUAGAUGUUGACUGCAUAGUGUAACAGCCAUAUCUUAAAUUUAGAAUAAUAUAAUGGCUAAUAUCUUCAUCAGAAAUAUGUCAAAUAUAUACUUUCAACAGCUAAAGGCAGUAAAGCCAAACUGGAACGUUCUAAGUAGAUCGUUUAUCUGCACCUGAGUAAACAUUGCAGUUAGGAUCAACGGGCCUACAAAAUUCAAUAAACAUACUGUCGUAAAAAAGAAGGAUCUUGCUUUCAUUAGCCUUUAACCAUCAGACUUUACCAGAAUUGGCAAUUGAUCUGGGAAUUUAUGCUCUGGUUCCUAACCCUCCAGAAACCUGAAAACCUUUGGCACCCUUGUGUAGAGAUUUAAGGAAACGUUACUAGACUAAAUUAAAUAUUUUUUUGAGGUGCAUGACGACAGGGCCUCUUUUACGAAUUUGUCAGUGGAGGGACCGUCAAGAAAAAGGGAGCUAACUAGACUAGGAGGUGUUGAACGAGAAAAGUGGAAAUUUGUAGGGAGAUCGGGGAAUCCUCCCCCAGAACCUUUUUGUAAUUUUAGGGUCUCCGAGGCUUGAUUUUCGGCAUUUUUUAACACAAUUUCCUUUUUAAUGUAUAUUUCAUCCGCUAGACAAAUCUCCGUCGGUCAUGGGAAUACUAAAACACUCUUCUUAACUUAACUAUUCUUCCCUUUUGAUGCCUUCACUGGGAGGACAUAGUUCAGGGCCAAAACAGGACGGGAGGAAACAACUCCCCCUAGUCUAUGGUAUUAAAAGAGGCCCUGCAUGCAUGACGAUUUUUACACAUACUAUAUAUAGUUCUCGAUUUUACAAAACUACAAACGUAAACUGGAUUAAAACACAUAUUUCUUCAGUAAGAACAAGAUUAUCAACAACAUUGAACACCUAAUUUCCUGUUCCUCUUAUCCGUGGGCUCAUUAUGCUAUUUAUAACUUAUCAAUUUGCUGAUAUUGGCACUUCUUAUCUUUUUAUGACUUUACAAAGAAAAAAGUUUAAAAAACAACAAAGAAUUAUUGUAUUUGUUUGGAUUUAAGGAGAAUCCACCAAUAUUUCUUAUCUGAAUCAUGAGUUAUUUUAUAUUUACCCGUAAAAGGUGAAUCAGUUAAUAAUUCGUGAUCAAGGACAAGCUGUCAAAUAACUCGUAAGUGUGUCAAAUAACUCCUAAGUGGGCUAAUUUUUGCGAGAAACAUUUCGUGAGGCGAUAUAUGCGGGGUCUUUUGUAUCAAACCAAAAGGUAUAUUGUUUUUAUAAUAGCUUUACUGACCAUGUUACAAACUUAAUACAGUUACAAUGUGAGAAAUGACUAUAGUAUCUCAUGCCACAAGUCGUACCAGGCCAAUGAACUGUAUUUAUUUAUAUUGCCUGUUGCCUAUCACGGCCAUUCACGGUCCUAUUGAUACCAAAAUAAUGAUUGCUAUAUGACUUGCAGUUGAGAUCUGUUUUUGGUUCCGCUUGGCUGUCUAGCUUUUCUUCAAAGUGAAAACAUUAGUAUUGUAUUAUUAGACCCACAGUCUUUAGGUCUAUAUGGCCAUGACCAUAUACGUGUAGUUAAUCUUGUCUACAGACAAAGUCAUUAUAGAGUCAAAGGACAAAGACUACAAUUAAUAUAAGAGCUUUUUCUUUGAAUGGAAAGUGUGUAUGUAAACUAUAGACGAACAAACAAACAUGCAGUAUUAGAAUAAUCUCCAGAAUUAACGUAAGUGAGUGAAGUAAAUUAAUUACGUAGUUUUUACGACAUUGAGUGUAGUAGUCUUUCGUGGUAGCUUAUAAUGAGUUUCGUCUUAACCUGUCGCCACUAUUUAGUAAAUGAAUAUUAAAAUGCGCUGCGAUUGAGACGAUUUUAAGAUACAUUGGUUAUUUAUUUUCUAAUGAUGAACAGUUAAGCUUUGUUUUUAUUUGGCGCUGUCAAGUUUAUAGAAAGGUGUUUCAGACUUUGUCGGCACCGAUCGCAGUUGUAUUUAAUUGUCUUAGAAACAGUCUGUGCGCGUGAAAUGACGAGUGAGCAGACCAAGCUAAAGCGGACGUUGGUGGAAUUUCCGCGUAAAUGCGCGAUGUUAUUUACUCCACCUUAUCUGUCUUGUUGUUACCAAAAAUAUUCGAAAAAUUACAAAUUAUGCUUUGGGAAUGACUGAUUAUUAAGUAGAUAAUACUUUGCUAGGUAUUUCUGAUGUUUACUGUGAUAUUGAACUAAUAAGCUAUGUUUGGCCAUUACUUUGAAGUGACCUUUCGGAAUUUGCUCAUGUUUCGCCGACCUUCCCAGCUGGUGACGCGAAAUCUUAUAUCCUUAUAUUAAGUUGGUAGCAGCAUUGACAGUUGGCUUUCAUCAGCAUUGCUUCAUUUUCAUCUCAUGCACUCAUCGUAUUGUUAUUGAAUUUUAUAGAUCGUCGGACAUAGCAAGUUAACUCUGCGUACUUAACCUUGAACAUUGACGUGCUGAAAAAGAACUCACUGCAAUAAUUAAAGGCACACUCCGAAAUUUUCGCCAAAAAUAUACUGAGACAGUUUGUGGUAAAAAUGAAACUGUUGUUUGUUACAACGGCAUUGCUCUUCUUCCUCGGAGCCAAUGAAGCUGGCCGCAAGAGGCUUCAUAUCCCAUAUGACAUAUUGUCGACAAGCGCUAAAGGUUGGGAGACUAUCGCGAAAGCAACGAACAUUUUAAAAUUGUCCAGAGUUUUUCCUUCCGAUCGCAAUUUAAUGAAACGCAUUGCUUUGGUUGAAUCAUCUCUGAACAGAACAUCGACUGAAGGUGGAUUGUGGAACGUUGGGACAUGCGCUUUCUGGGGAGUGACACAAAAUCGGGAAAAGUAUGGUAAACGAUUGAAAAAGAUUCAAAAAAUGGUCGGACGGAGAUUUGGAAUAAGCUGGACCCGGAUGACCUAUGACCAGCUUCAACGUCCUAUGUAUUCGUUGAUUGCUGCGCGAAUGUAUUUGUAUAUUAUCUUGACAGACGGUAUACCACGAGGAGCCACAGCGCAAAGCAAAGUUUGGAGUAAUUAUUACCGUAAUUGUGGAGAAUCUAAAAUUACAGUCAGGAAACGUUUAACAAAGCGGUUUAAGAAAGGUAAACACAUUUUAUUAUAUUGUGAUGAGUAAUCAAAAUUUGUGUGCAUAAGUUUGUUGAAUGUGACCAAUAGUAAUGGUUGCCCCGCAAUUUAUACAGUUUGAUAACUUUCACGGUUAUGUAUGUUAUACCAGUCCCGCGAUGUUCUUAUUGAGAAAACUUGUCAAAACAGCAGCCAGCGCCUUGGUGGUCGCAAGCCUGGCUGCGAUUAUCACACAGUAGUCACGCAUAGUAUUCAUAUUAAGCUCGCGCUAUAUCAUGAUUCGAUAUUAUUUCAUGUUUGCGCAAGAUCGCGUACAUAACAACACAAGCAUGCAUAGUUCAAUGUGCUCUCACAUGGCCCAAUGUGCACAUUAGGGUGUAUAUAUAGUACAGUCAUUAACAACGUAUAAUUCAAGGAUUUCGUUUGUAGACAAUUUGGCUCCAUAUUCAGGCUGUAUCAUGCUAAGAUGUAUAUCAGCAUCAAGUUUAUCAUUUGUGUUCACCUGACGAGCGUUAUCUUAAGAUAGGUAUUUUAUCAUGCCGAUACACAGACAUCGAGUUAUCUUGCCGAGUAAAAUAAACAAAUCUGACGCAGCCGUUUUCCUUCAUACUGCGCUCUUAGUUUAAUUGGAUGAAUAAAAAAAUUUCAAUUUUUGACUUUGUGUAGCCAUUUUAAUCUUGAGAGAAUAUUUCGUCAGUAUUUAUGAAAGGUUUAAUAUAUCUCGACUUGUUCUUCUGGGCACAGACUUUUGCAAUAUGUUUUGAGUGUUGACGUCUGUUAAGAAGGUCUUGUUUAUUACUCAAUUUAUUGAGUUAUCGGCAUGUCGCCGUGUCCGCAAGAAUAACAGAGAAACAACAAACGUCGUAUUUUUAACAUUUUUUCGUUGCUAAGUAUCAUUAUGUUUCACUGACUAAUAUCAUUAUGUUUUACAUGCUAAAUAUCAUUAUGUUGCACAUCUCUUAUUCAGAUACACAGACAAGGAAACAGUCAAUUUUGACCUUGUGUAAGAAUGAAAUGAAGCCAUAAUUGCUUAAAUAAAUCCAGUUUUCUUUUCAAAUAUGCACCAAUAACCAAACACUGUCUUUUGCAGUGGUUUUGUGCGGACAUCUCUCUCUUUUCGCUCUUUUCUCUUCGUCUUUGUUCUUGUUAAAAAAUCAAAACACUGCAUGCGAAAGAAGAUGGUGACUGAGAAAGACUGCUUUUUCGUGCUCAUUCUACAUCCAAAACUGCGAAAUCAAGUUUCCCAUGAAAAGCCAAUACAGUACAAUUGUAGUAGUAUCAGGUUUUCUAUGCAUGGGCAGGGCUUUACUCUCUAUAAAGAAGAAGGGUUAGUCCAGGAGAAAUUCAAGAGUGGAAAGUGGCGAAGGAGUUCCAGAGAAAGAACACAAUGGGCCUUUCUCCGAAGGCUCGAAAAGGCCCGUGACCCGAAAGGAAAGGGACUGAAUGUUGCUUAGAGUCUACUAUUUAGAUUUUGGAUCUCGAAUACGAAAACCAGUUUGCAUGUCUAUUUCAGGAUCAGUCAGAAACUUCUUUUAAACGCGUAAUAUAUGCACGAACGGCUUUGCCUUUGCUUUCUUGUCCUAAAUAAGGUUUAUGUCAUGGUUAUCUUCAUCUCAAAAUGCGAUCACAGUGUGGGUUUAUGAAAGUCAGCAGUUUUCGCUUCUCGUCACUGAUGUUACUCACAUCUAUUGUUCAUCAUGAUGUGGUUUAUUCCUGAUCGGAUUGUCUGUUGUUUAUAAUCUUAUUUGAAAAACAUCGAAAAGUCACGGAAUGCAUGGGAACCGGACUUGUUUGAAAUAUGGUCAAAACAUGGAAAUCUUUUCACUUCAGACUUGAAAAGUUUAUUGUCAUUGAAUAUAUUUCAUGUAACACCGACAUUUCACUUUUGUUUAGUAUUUACUCAAAGCGGAGCGAAUCUUUCUGUUGACUUUUCAAUCACUUCUGAGCCUUCCAGUUGUGAUCUCAAAAGACACUGGGGAUUAAAUUAUUAUUAAUGUGGGAAUCCAAAGUAGCAAAGGACCUUGGUCAGGUUACUAAUUCCAUCGAUCAUGUGUGACGUCAAAAGACAUAUUAUUGAUAUCGUGCUAUAAUUCUUCUUUUCAUACCCUCUUGACAUCUUCUCAGCCCAAGGAUAAAGAUCGUUCUUGAGAGUUUCCUUAAAACUUUAUUUUUAGUCAGACCCCAUUCUCGUACCCAGAGCCCUUCUUACGCGCGGUGUGACGAGGGGCUCUGGCCAAAUCCAUAUCUGAACUGGCAUCUGAUUGGCUAGUUCUGACACCGGAUAUUGUUUUCUUACCAUGUUUUUAUGGUAUCCGGUUAUGGAUUUGGCUAGAGCCCCUCAUCGCGCUCCGUUGACCGCGCGUAAGAAGGGCUCUGGGUACGAGAAUGGUCAGACCCAUAUUUAUACACCAAACUCCUUCCCAGACCUCUUGUUCUUUUUGCUUGAAAGUUUACGACAUUGUGGAAUUGAGGCCGUGCAGCCAUCAUAUCGAAAUGUGAUUUACAUAUAUGCGUGCUGUAUAUAUGUGCAAACAAACAAACAAACAAACAAACAAACAAACAAACAAACAAACAAACAAACAAACAAACAAACAAACAAAACAAACAAACAAACAAAACAAACAAACAAACAAACAAACAAAACCAAACAAACAAAACAAACAAACAAACAAACAAACAAACAAACAAACAAACAAACAAACAAACAAACAAACAAACAAACAAACAAACAAACAAACAAACAAACAAACAAACAAACAAACAAACAAACAAACAAACAAACAAACAAACGAGUCAACAAAUUUAAAUUUCCAUGCAUGUGACUGCUACUUAAAUUUUACUUGUUGCAUAAAACAAACUAUAAAAUAUGAACCAAUGCAUAUAGCAAGAAAUGUUUUAGCUAUCGAAAAUGAAAUUGUUGCUAGAUUACUAAGUGCAUUGAUGUACUUAUAAUUCCGUUCAACAACUCGUUACGAUGUUGAAAGCGACAACCUUGUGUAAUUGCACAUACCAACAACCUUUCAAUAGUUAAGAGUUAAGCUGUCAACCGUUUGGUACACGUGGCUGACACAUCUUGUUAACACAAGGUGAUAUAUUCUUUCGUUUGUUCCAAAUCGACUGCUCAGAUUACCACAAUGUUCUCCUUUCUGCCUGUGCUUCUACAAACAACAUGCACGGUUUCUCUAACGACUUUCCUCCUAUAUCAUUCUAUAUCAUUUCUGCAACUGGCGAAGGCUCGCGUAUAUAGGUGUAUAACUGGAUGAUUGCAGUUUUCUCAUUUUCAUUUCCAUGUUAUUUAUAAACUAGAAACUAAAAGCAUGGUGAUAUAUGGCGGCAGGUCACGUGUCCGAAUUUUUUCACCUUUCGUCGCUUUAUAGCCUUCAUUACAUUGAGCAUUGUUCAGUGGCGAAAUCCACUGUGGUGCUAAUUUCAGCUAAGUUGGGUACCGUAGUUUUCAGCUAAGUUGGGUACCGUAGUUUUCAGCUAAGUGCAAACACGACAGGCAAACCAUGAUCGAACUGUCACAACAGUAGCUUAGAAAGAAUAUUUAAGUCAGGAGGGCCGGCUGAAAAUGAGGGCUCCGGAGUCAUCCUCCACCGGAAGAAUUUGAAAAAUUGAGACUCGGAAAUGCCAUGUCCAGCAUUUUCUAGCACCGAAUUGAAGAAUUUGGACCACAAAAAUGCUCCAAAAAUUGCUUCAUAAUUGGUUUUGGCCCACUUUUACUUCUGGUGGGGCUAUACCACGCCCCCUAUUCUGCCGCCCCUGUCAUUGACAUUGCUUUAACGGCAGGGCUCGAAUUUUAUCGCGGCAAUUGCCGUAGAGGGAGAACAAAAUGCCGUGGAUCAUUGUGGCAACGACGGCAAUUUUUUGCCGUAUAGUGUAAUUUUUAUAGCCUACUAAUCACUGUGCAUUACUAGUUUGAUACUUGAAUUCAGAUGUUGAUCAAAUCAUGCGUAAAUCACUAUUUUAGUCAGUUUUCUUCGAAAAAAAAACACUAAAGAAAUACGUAGACAUGUUUCUAGGUUGUCGAAAAUCCCAAGUAACAAUAAAACUAAAGUUUUAUUACAGUAAUUUGAAAAAUGCCGUAGAAACUGCCAAAAUUGCCGUAGACAGCUUUUACGUUCUGCGGCAAUUUUUAACGCCAUUGCCGUCGAUUGAUUUCAGGGAAAUUCGAGGCCUGUUUAACGGUAUGAAAAUUUAAAUACUAGAAACCUGGCUCAAAUGCAGUAGAAACAACAGCUAGAUACGGACUAAUUAAGAAAGUCUCGAAGAAAGUCUACUUUGGAUCAGUAAUGUAUUGCAGACACCUUUGGUUUGUAUUGCAAAAAGAAAAAUUCACACGAAUGCAAAAAAAUAAAGAGCUUGUAAUUUCCUGUAAUAAUUGUAAUAUUGGGCCGAAACUCUAUUCAUCAAGCAAUGCCCAACAGAACUCAAACGUGAUAUGAAUGAAUUUAUUUUGUUUUAUAAUUGGAGAAACGUAUUGAUGUCUGCGAGGAAUUCCGUUUUCUAGUCUAAUUUGAACAAGGUCAUCAGAUAAAAGGCUUUUCAUUCAUUUAUAUUCAAUUGAGAAAAUCUGAUAUCUUCAAUACCUUGCAUCGAGCAGCAAAACAAACCACCCAAGAGAGACGGACAGGCUAGUUCAAUAGACAAUAGUCAAUGUUAUACCGAUGUCGCCGUCCAUCACGUCAUCACAUCGCUUCAUUGUGAAUUGAUAUUCGCCUUGAUAGGCGAAAUUAAGAUCCAAAGGUGCGAAGAAAAGGGCAGUUCUAUUGAACAAAAUUUAACAAAAUUGAAAGAAAUAUAUUAAAGACUAUAAUAGGAUGUUUGUACAUUGACAUUUAUCAUUACAAUUAUUUUUUAAAGACAUUUUUUUAAAAAAGUUGUAUAUAUUAUUCCAGUAUCUAAGUGGCUGACGUCAUAACUGAGACGUAGUAUUAGACUAUUAGUAUUCUUAUAUGCAAUGCCAAUGAUAUAUAAGCGUUUAUGUUAUUUAGAAUAUUUACCAAUGGCAAUUGUGUGCAUAUAUCUUGUCUUAAUAACUCAACAGUUUUAUAUAAGGUUAAAUGAUACCGGCGCUCUGACAACUGAGUUACACUGGGACCAUUUACACACAAAUAUAUACUCGUGCAUAUUCCAUCAUCGGCUGUUUUAGAGCAUGCAUGCUGCCUGCUGGUACAAUUGAUGAAAGCAGAGAAAUAUCGUACCUGAAUCUAUAUUUUGUCUUGUCAAAGCAAUGGAAAUGAAUACAUAUGCAUGCAUCGUGCAACCUCAUGCUAAAUUAAUUUAAUAUCAAGUUUUGUAAUGAUUCGGGUUGAGGACGUACUUACCGGUAUCGUAGCGAAACGUACUGGUGAGCAUGCGCAGAUUGAAAAGAGGUUUAUAAAUCCACGUACUUACGGAUGUAUUCGCGUAUCAAAAUAAAACGUUCGUCGCAAGUCAACUUUCUGGCGUACUACGGAAGUACUAACCAAUCAACAUUCACGAAAUUUUGACAUUUAAAAAACAUUUUUGAUACGUUUCGGUACGGUACGCUUGAAGUGGAAAACCGGCUUUAGUCGUUUUAUUGCACACGACAAGAAUUUCAAUAGCCUCGAAUGACCCUUACAAGUUGAGUUACAACGGCUCCAAGCAUACGACAUACGUCUUCCAUUUCAAGUGAUAAUAUUUUGCUUUAAUGCCUUUUUACGGACAAAUCUAUGUUGAAACGAGUGUUGAAAGAUGUUUUUAUGUAUAUAUUGACCAAAUGAUUAAAAUUUUCACGAUAUUAACUAGUGUUGAAAUCAAUAAGACAAUAUAGUCAAUAUACAAUAUAUAAUUUGGAUAGUAGCUUAAAAGUGAAUCGGGGAUUAUUUUAACGUGCAGUGAUAACCAAUUUGUGCAGUGAUAAAUGAGAUUUUGUGCAGUGAUGAAUGAGAUUUUGUGCAGUACUUCAAUACUUAACUACAGGUGAUUUUAAUUCGUGAAAGGAGUGCAUAUAAUUUAUCACAAAUUACGUUUAAAUUGUUCAAAAGCAUGAUAAACGCAAGGAAGACAAUAAGUUAUGCCGGUUUUCACUUAAGGUUUUCAAAUUUUAUAUCGAAUUUUAUAUGACAUAAUAUUCAAUCUUUUAAGAUGGAAUGUAUAAAAAAAAUUGCGUCUGAAAAUGCAAGAUAUCAACUUUUGGAGGCUAAAAAGUACGACAAUUUUCUGGAUAAGGACUUCCAGGUCCUCCGAAAAGUUCUGUCGUUUGCAAUUUCCCAUCACCUAUAAUUGGGUCACUUUUCUUAGGUUCCCAUUUACAAAUUGCACUGAAUAACGUAUAAUCUAGAGAGCUGUAUACUCAGCGCUCCUUCGGCGCUAUGUGACAUGCUGCUAUUUUAUGUGGUUUUUUGUGCAGCAAUAAAAUUUCUUUAAAAUAAUCCCUGAAGUGAACUACGACAUUGAAUCAUGCAUCACCCAUUCACGGCUUACCGUUGCAAUAAAACUCAAACUUUAAACUGAAAACCGUAAGAAACAAUUAGAAAGUUCAAAUGAAACAGUAUGAAACAAAAUUUAUGAACAACAGUAUAUAAACAAUCUGAUACGAAAUUGUUUAGUAAGAUCCUGCGUGUGUUUACUGGAUUACUUUAGAUACCAAGAAGAAAAUUGGGGUAUUAAUUUGAUUAUAAUGGUUAACUUAAUUCUGGAAGGAAUUUUAGGCAAGGAAACAACGCAGAUUGAAUUGCGUGUUGUCAUCUUCAUGUACACUCCAAAUCAUGCACUCGAAAUGACAUCUUGAAGUCUCCUAAACCUUCCCAUGUAGCUGACCUCCUCGCAGCGAGAUAAACAAGGCCGUCAUCAUGUGUUUCCUUUUUUUAAACAGCAUGAGAACAUUUAUAACAUCCUUUUACCAUUAUGGAGGGUCAAAAUGUAUAAUUAAUUCCACCAGCACUGUAACAGUGGACGCAUGGUCCUUAUUAUAUAAAUUACCAGAGGGCACUCGAAGAUUGGUCCUCACACUGGCCAUCGAAAUUACUCUUUGAAAUUUUGUUACGCACUAUAAUAUAUUCACUGUAAAAAUACCAGUGGGUCACACACACAUAAACUAAGUUAAACUUUAAAUGUGGUAUUUUGUUCAGAAUCUGAACAUAGUUAAUAUAGAAGUCUGAAGAACAUGCCACGUUCAGAAAGAAAAGAAACAUAUCCAAAGAAUGGAAGGGAAGCCAACUGCAUUUAAUCUUCCUCAUCUCUCAACACCUCAACACCUCUUGUUAGAGUCCGCCUACCACUUAUAAUUUUUUUGUUUUAAAUACUUGAUUCUUUUUUCAACGAGACAAGAGGUUACAUCAAAGAUGUUAAUUGAAUAAAUACAACUUUUUUCUUCUAUCUCCGGCUUUGUUAUUUCAACAUCUUGACCUAAAGAUGUAAGCAUUUUUAACUCGGUUAACACUUUUGCUUCUUCGGCGUCUUUUCUGAUCAGUGGGUGGGCCAUAGACUUUAUUAUGCAUGAGUAUUAGUUGCUGACGCAUAAAUUGAAAGGUAAGUAGGAACUUGGAUUGUGUUAAUAUGUGGUGGAAAAAGUAUCUGACCGUGGUCACUUGAUCCCCUCAAGAAAUUUUAAAUUAUCAGAAACGUUUUGGAUAGAGGGAGUAAGAAAGGAAGACAAAAUGAACGAAUGAAUGAAAUAGACUGCACGAAGAAAUAAAGGAAGAAACAAAACUGACAUGUGGGAGAAAUGGUGAAGGGAGGAGGGAAUAUAGAUGGACUAAAUUGCAGUGCAGAUGUGAGGUCAACAAGGGCUGAAGUUAAAUAAUGUAUAUAUAAGUACUAAAUUGGCCAUUUAUAGACUGACUAAAUAGACUGACUCGAUAACCGUUGGCAUUUACGCUUUGUUUCCAGUUCUUGACAAGUUAGCCACAUGCCGACAAUGGUCAGAGAGAGUAAUUAUUUUCUCCAAGGCUGUUUGUAGUUUUGUUUUGAAUAUACUCUACGACUACCCGACUACGCCUACUACAAAGAUGCAGGUUGAGAGGGAUUCAACUACCUCAAAAAUACAAGUUGUAUUUAUUUGUAUUUUUCAGGUAGUUGAAUUCCACUCAAUCCAUAACUUUCUGGUGUUAUUGUCACAAGUAGGUUGGCACAGAGAAUUCAAGUUAUUACUUAUACUAAAUACGGGGAUAACAACUGUUGUAUUGAAAGUUGAUUUGUUUGGAAACUCGAAAACUGAUUGGAUUUGAAUUGAAAACAGAAAACUUGAGAUUGGAACAUUUGAACUUUUUUAUUACAGCCUGCUUGGAUUAGAUAUAGUUACUGUAAGCCGUGUUCAGAUUAAGACCAAGUUGAACCCACUUUUGUUCGUAGCAAACGAAAAGAAUUGAGGAUAAUUCGUUUGCUCUUAGUGUUAGAUGUCAGGAAAAUGCCAGAACCCUUGCUAGCCUCACUAACUCAAUGAGAAGCUGAAGAUAUUUCGGACAUCUAAGUUGUACCCUGUGUGGCGGUUGUACUCAUUAUUAAGCUGGAAACAAAACAACAGAACAACAAUAUGUCAUUGAGAGUAGUUGCAUUGUAUAACUCAUGAUAAAGAUUGCUUCACAAUUAUGUUGUCUCUUUCUUAGUUGUUCGUGGAUCAUGCUACAGCAGUUACAAGAAAUGUGAUCAUCAUUGUGUUGAAGUUACUGUUGGUCGUGGAGAAUGUCGAUGUAAAUCACAAUUCAAGUUAGACACUGAUGGAAAGUCAUGUAAAGGUACGUGAUUACGAGGUGGGGCAGUAUAGUCAGUGAGGGUUAUCUGAAGAUUUGAGUGAUUAUGGAGGUAUUGCCAGUGGAAGGGGCGGGGGGUGUCCAAACGCUUUGUGUAUUUAAACUGACUAAACUGAAAGUAAAUUCGGAAGUUUCUGUGGAUCAAUAUAGACAGAAAUAAAAUAAAAACUUUCUGAAUUUUAAACAAGUUAUUAUACUCUAUAAAUUAAUGUAAGUAUAUUUUUCUUUCAGCAAUAUUAUACCGCAAUCCAUGUACAUUGAAUAAUGGCAAAGUUUGUGAGCAUUCUUGUCUUCGAGUUCCUAAUACAGUCAUAUGUACAUGUCCAGAUGGUCACUAUCUACACAACAAUAGAUACAAAUGUAUUGGUAAGUGUCGAAUAUCUAUGUAGAGACCUCAACAUUGAGAUUGGACGUUUUAUUUCAAAUUACAAUAAAACAAUAUGGAGAUUAAGAUUGAAGUACGAACUUGGAGAUGUAUAAGCCACCACCUUGUUUCAGAGCUGUGCUUUACAGUUGGUUCCAAACACAACUUUUCGUUUUUUUGUUUCAAAAUGAGUGCAACAUGAAGCUAAGAAAAUGUUUUAAGCCAGAUAUUUUCGAUGCCGAAAUAAGUUUAAUAACAUUUCAAUUUUAAAAUUCUGUAGAUGUGAAUGAAUGUUCGAUGUCUCCAUGUCAACAUGAGUGUCAUAAUACACCUGGAUCGUAUUAUUGUUCAUGUUUCCCUGGAUAUUCCUUGGAAUAUGAUCAAAAAACAUGUAAAGGUAAUAGCAAACAUUGAGAUUACUUUCCAUUAAUUAUAACCUUACUUUACUGAAAAUUUCCGUCUAUUAAUAUUUGUCAAUUUUGAAGACUACUUCACUAAAUAUUCUUCAUUGAUAAGAGAAAGCAAGGCCAGAACGACUGGGGGAGGGGCGCCCAAUUUUUUCAAAGGGGGCCCCCAAAUGCUGGAAUUGCCGAACGUGUGAAAGUUUUUGGAACUUUGUGAAAAAUUGAGGUUAAUUUUGUAAAGGUUAAGGUUAAAAAAUAUUUGUAGCCUGUUUUUUCCGAACAACGGUUCGGCGGAAAAAUUUAUGGGGCCUGAAACGUGAAGGGCCACAAAUUUCUGUGUUCACCCAAAGACAUAUCGGUGGCACGGCCCUGAGACAAAAUCUUCUUCCCUUCGAUAUAUGUAAAUGCUCAAACGCUCUUCUCAGGUGGCUUUUAUGUUAUCUUUCUUUUGGGUUAUCUGAACAAAGCCAUCAUGAACGAUUUUACAAUAUGCUUCAAUGUUAGUAUUUUUGUUUUCAGCUGAUCGAAGCAAUGAUUGUAUUUCGUCAAAUGACCCAAGUUGUAUUACCCGUUGUCUUCGUCGAGAUAAUAUGCAAGGUCAAUGUGUGUGUCCUCCUGGUAUGGCAUUGCAUAACGACAAUGAAUCUUGCAUAGGUAACUGUUUGUUUACAUUCAACCGUUGCUGAUUUUCUAACAGGGUUUUUCCUAUAAAGGCUGGAAUAUUUUCAAGAAUAAAUCUGAAUUGCUUUCGCACUUUUCUAGUUCUUAAGUGCUUUUCACAUGAGAAGACUGAAACCCAGUUGCCAUUUCACUUCUAACGUCAUACUUACCAAAUGUUAGCCCAACAUUGACUAAACGUGCCAAAGCCAGCCGAGUAAAGGGGUCUAGGCUGGGGGCUCUGGACCACACCUCCCAUAUACUUCAAGGGUCGUAUAUACUUCAAUUAAUCCCCUUUCUGAAUCCCCAUAUCUAUACAAUUCACAUCCUCGUAUUAACGCACGUGUUGAAUUAGAUGUAGUUCUUUAUUUGCAAAAGACACAGUAACUUAGUUUAGAUGCAAUAUUUUUCAGAGAGCAAUGGAUGUUUAACAUCAGAAGGAUUCUGUCAUCACAGUUGUGUGAGAACAGCUGCUGGCUUUUCUUGUGCCUGCAAAACAGGAUUUAUGUUGGACAGCAAUUCUGUGACGUGUACAGGUAGAUAUCUAGAAAUAAAGUAGUAUCUCUUCGUGUAAAAUGUUAUGCAAUUAGGAAGGUCUCACAGUAAAAUUGCUUAUUGAUGUAUAUCGUAGGAAUUGAGAAUCACUGCAUUUAGUUACGACUACCAACGUUAUGUAACCGGGAGAUAUCUAACAAUUAUGAUGUUUUUGUAGACAUAGAUGAAUGUAGCAUUGGUGAACAUAAUUGUGACAAAGGAUGUUUAAAUGUUCCUGGCAGUUAUCAUUGUUCAUGUCCACUUGGAUUUAAAUUAAAUAAAGAUGGCCACACCUGCUCAGGUAUUCAUAUUGUUAUGUGUAGCUUUAAAACUGCAGAAUUGCAUUGUUGCCUAGACAUUUACAGUAUUUUCGCCAUGCUUAAAUCAAAAAUUUAACACGCCUAGCCAUUAGGAUGCCCACCUUCGCAAUUUUACAUUUCUUCGUCCCCAACGCAUGAGGCAGAAAAAAGGACUAAAGGAGUAAAGCCUAAACUAUUCAAAUUCUAAGGUCAGAACUGGUGAAAGUUUUAUAUGAUCUAAAUCGCAUACGAAAUGCGAUCUAAAGACUGGCUGUUAUUUCUGUCCAAUUUAUUUAUUUUCUUAUCAUUCUUUUGUCGUUAGAUAUCGAUGAAUGUUUAUUGAAAACAGAUCUGUGUAAAUCUCCAGCUAAAUGUCGAAAUACUGAAGGAGAUUACAGAUGUGAGUGUCCCACUGGAUAUCAACUUAAUUCGACUAAUGAAUGCGUUGGUGAGUAUAUUUUAAAACUUUAGUAUAUACUGCAUGUAUGUAUGUGUAUCACUUGUCUACAACUGUGUUCCACAGCUUUUAUAUAAUAGAGAAAUUUAGUUUAACCAGACAUAGUAUUAUAGUGCGGUGCCCUGGUACAUGCAUGCGCAAAACAUGUGUACCACAAGCGCGAAGACGUACUAUUUAUGAAUAAUACUAAUAGACUAACGAACUAAUAAACAAACAGACUAACAAACUAAUAAACAAACAUACUAACAAACUAACAGACCAACAAACUAACGAACUAAUAAACAAACAGACAGACAGACAAACAAACUAACAGACCAACAAACUAACGAAGUAAUAAACAAACAGACUAACAAACUAACAGACCAACAAACUAACGAACUAAUAAACAAACAGACAAACAAACUAACAGACCAACAAACUAACGAAGUAAUAAACAAACAGACUAACAAACUAACAGACCAACAAACUAACGAACUAAUAAACAAACAGACUAACAAACUAACAGACCAACAAACUAACGAAGUAAUAAACAAACAGACAAACAAACUAACAGACCAACAAACUAACGAACUAAUAAACAAACAAACAGACUAACAAACUAACAGACCAAUAAACUAACGAACUAAUAAACAAACAGACUAACAAACUAACAGACCAACAAACUAACGAACUAAUAAACAAACAGACUAACAAACUAACAGACCAACAAACUAACGAACUAAUAAACAAACAGACUAACAAACUAACAGACCAACAGACUAACGAAGUAAUAAACAAACAGACAAACAAACUAACAGACCAACAAACUAACGAACUAAUAAACAAACAGACUAACAAACUAACAGACCAACAAACUAACGAAGUAAUAAACAAACAGACAAACAAACUAACAGACCAACAAACUAACGAACUAAUAAACAAACAAACAGACUAACAAACUAACAGACCAAUAAACUAACGAACUAAUAAACAAACAGACUAACAAACUAACAGACCAACAAACUAACGAACUAAUAAACAAACAGACUAACAAACUAACAGACCAACAAACUAACGAAGUAAUAAACAAACAGACUAACAAACUAACAGACCAACAAACUAACGAACUAAUAAACAAACAGACUAACAAACUAACAGACCAACAAACUAACGAACUAAUAAACAAACAGACUAACAAACUAACAGACUAACAAACUAACAGGCUAACGAACUAAUAAACAGACAGACUAACAAACUAAUAGACUCCCGCAGCGAAUAAACUUUUUUGGUGACCGCAAUAUAUUUUACCACGUUUCACAGUUGACUACAGCUAGUACGAUUCUUCAUUUGCAAGAUAGUCAAGUCAACUGUUUACGGCAAACUGACUGCUGAGCAACAAGUCAAUAUUAUUAGCACUGCAGAUGAAGAUCCUGGCUAACGGAUCGAAAGAUUUGCAGUAAUAAAUUUACGUGGGGUUUCCACAAAGAAAAAGUAUUAUAUGUUUUAUCGCCAUGCAAUCCUACAAUGAACUAAUCAUUUAUUUGUAUGCACCACGUCAUGUAAUUCGGUUUGGGAUAAUCAUUUCAGUGGUUGUAAAUGUUGCGUUAUCAGCGUUACCCAUGUACACAAUUCAUGUACACUAUGAUUUGAUUGCGUAUAGAAAUGACUGCUGGGGUCAUAUUUCAUACUACUCAUUAACACUACUUUUUAGCUGAUGAUCAAAUUUAAAUGUGAUAUUUUAUUUCUAUGUACCCUCUACCUAGGCUCAGAUUCCAGCCGUUGUGUUCUCGGCGAGUGGCGAGAACACAACGGCUGGAAUCUGAGCCUACCCUCUACCAUGGUCUGGCUGUUUCUCUGAUCCAGUCUACUGCGCUAUUUGAUCAGUUUAAAUUUUCAAAAUGAAAUCUUGAAUUAAAUACCGUGCUCUUACCAUAAACACCAAUUUUGUUCAGAGGGCCACAGGUUUUCAGUGUAAACUGUUAUGUGCUAUAUAUAUAAAAAAAUGGUGUUAUUAUUAUUAUUAUUAUUAUUAGUAUUAGUAUUAUUAUUAUUAUUAGAUAUGAAUGAAUGUUUAUUGAAUAACGGCGGAUGUGAACAGACAUGUCUUAAUGUCCCUGGUAGUUGUCAAUGUGGUUGUCACUCAGGAUAUCGUCUUAGCAAUGAUAUGAAAACUUGCCAAGGUAGGAAACAUAUCUUUCCCUCUGGGUACUCGCAAGUUGCUCCCCCCCCCCCCUGUCUGUACGUUUAUCCUAUGAUUACCAGAACCUUGCAGAACAAAUUUAUGACAUUAAUGUCCCAUAAACUGUAAACAAUCUGCGUAAAAUGUCAUUCGUGUUGUCUCUUGUCCAGUCUUUCUGUAAACUUGCGUAAUUAGAUUUCACCAAUACAGAAUUCUUGUUUUUUCAGACAUCGACGAAUGUACAGAUUUUCCAACAAUCUGUGGUCACAACUGCACCAACACCCCCGGGGGAUAUAAAUGUACUUGCCCCCCUGGAACGAGAAGCAUUGAUAAUGGAGGUUUAUGUUUGUGAAAUGAAAACUGUUCAAAGUUAGAUGGUAAUUUAUUACAAGAUGUGUUCUCCGUGUGAUAUAGACAAAGAGUGAAACACAUAGCCACUAAUACUGUAUUUGCUAUGGUACACAGGCUAACCAAAAUGGCUGAUCUUGUUUCAAAGAUACUGUGAUUGAAUCCAGAUGGAGAAAAAAACGCUGGUAUCACUUUUGCUAGUAUGGUGCAAAAUGACAUCGUUUACAAAAGUAAACAAAAUUCUUAAUUUGCAAAGAAUUUUUUUUGUAAAUAUACAAAUUGUAGUGUAGUGAAUUAGUGAAUAUAUACGCAAGCACUAUAAUGCCUCGGUCAAACGAGGAUGACUGGAUGAGAGUUGAUGAGAAGUGGCAGUCACGCAUUGUUACAGGGGACAUUUCAAGCUCUAGAUUAACGAAAUAAAGGUUUGAUGUGUGUCCAACUAUGUUUUAACUUAAAUACAAUACAUGAUAGUUGUUGGGAAAACAUUAAGAACAGCUAACUAAGGUCACGUGACUGCCAACUCUCAUGCACUCUCAUUCUCGUUUGAUCCAGGCUUAACGGUUGCGCGCUAUACUGCGGUAUUUUAGAGCUAGAGGUGAUCUGGCGCGUUCCUUGAGCGCAUCCCAAUGGAAAAGAUAUAAUCGCCAAUAGUCCAAUAUACCUUUGCACUUUCAGGCGGAAUUACGCAAAAUUUUGACUUGCCUGCAUUCUGACAAUUUUGUUUGAAAUAGCAGACAUCGCGUGCAUAUAUCGCGUUUCGUCUCUCAGAGCGAACUCAAUAUGAUUGCCUGUGCAAACUGAAAUGUAAUUCUCUUUGUUGACCACACGGUACUAUCUGUGUCUGAGUAUAUUACGUUUUUAUUCAACUUUAAAAUGUCCAUAAUUUUGAUCCAGACAUAUUUCUAGAAUCAUAUAGUCUAGAAUUAAAGGUUAGAUUAUUGAAUGAUUGAAAGCAUUUGUUUUUAUAAAAAAGGCAUUGGAAUGAUCGCACCUUGAUCAAGCAUAUGUAAUUACUAUGUUAUAGAAUAUUUAAGAACAAUAAUAUUGAUUUAUCAAUUAAUUAGGACAUAUUGAUUAGUUUAAUGAAUCAGAUUAACAAUUGCAAUGUAAACUUUAAUUACAAUGUAUCAUAAAGUUCUACAAAAAUACAGAAAUAUAAA